This is a messenger RNA of Volvox carteri f. nagariensis, 4386 nucleotides long. RefSeq lists its product as uncharacterized. The record is from RefSeq and is a predicted model, not a curated record. The coding region runs from base 1 to 4386 and encodes 1461 amino acids. Lineage: Eukaryota; Viridiplantae; Chlorophyta; Chlorophyceae; Chlamydomonadales; Volvocaceae. Gene Ontology annotation, molecular function: DNA binding; 3'-5' exonuclease activity; DNA-directed DNA polymerase activity. Gene Ontology annotation, biological process: DNA-templated DNA replication; double-strand break repair. The transcript is spliced from 24 exons.
AUGAGCUUUGCGGGCUCCACACUCCAGCCCAAUAGUCUCCGCAGCGCUGCUCAACUCGCCAGCACGUCGCCGACGCCCACGGACUCAGGGCCCCCCCGGAUGCUCCGGCGCGGGCUUGCCCAUCUGGGUGCAGCCCUCACAGACAGCACCCCGCAACUCUCCCUGCUGCAGCGACUGGCCAGUCCCUACCGCAAAUCAUUUCCUGGGAUGUGGACAACUCCUCUUGUCGUCUCCUACAGCGAAACCCCAUUACCCCGCUCCCUCAGGCCUAGCAGGUCCUCCGCCGGUUCCCUGACUCAAGCGUACGGCAGCGCAAGGCCCAGAUCGCAGCUGCCGCCCGAGCCCAUCGACAGGGCUCUGGUGAACAACAUACGCAAUGCGGAGGAGGCAAAGCGGCUGAGAAAGAGCUACGGGUCCAUCACCUCAGCGCAGCUCCACCGAGCCCGACAGGCGGCACUGGGCCAGCUGCCACCACCCCGGGACGGGGAAGGUUUGCCAGGACCGGAUCAAGGAGCAGCAACAGCAGCAGCAGCAGCGGGAUCGCAAGCUGCGGGAGCUGGUGGCGUGCAAGGUUGCAUGCUGGGACAACGGCUCCUGCAGCCGUACCGACAGCCGUACCCGGUGCACGAGCAGCAACAACCCAUCCACUACCAUCCUCAGCAGCAGCAAAUAUCGAACGCGAGCUCGCCUGCGGCAAUCUUUAGCCAGGCUCUGGAAGACAACCAUCACGUGCAACACCUUGACGAGUUGCAGCAACAGCAGCUACAGCAGCUACAGCAGCAACAGCAGCAAGUGGAGGCGGAAGAGCUGUCUGAGGUUCUGUCGUCCGUGUUGUGGGAUGGACACGUGCGCACUCCCGAGCAGACCUCCUGGUCGGAGGUGUCCACGUCAGGCGGGGGAACCGGAGGCGGCGCCGCCGCCGCCGCCGCUGCCGUACGCGGAUUGCUAGGCAGCCGCCGCCAUAGAGCCGGCACCGUUGUGGAUGCGGUGGCAGUAGCUCGCCGGAAGUAUGAACCGCCGCCGGCGUCAUCGCGGGGAAGGAACGGCGAGGCGGUGGGCGCCGCCGCGGCAGCGGCGAUGAUACCAAAGGGCGUGUACGACAAGGUCAGCGGCGGUAGCGCGCCCAGCGUGUUAGGGGGAACGGCUGCUGGCGGCGGUGUCGCUGGCGUGGGCGAGGGCGAGGUCGGCGGAGACGCACCAUUGGCGGAUCUAAUUACAUCUCCACAGCAGCAGCAUCAGCUGCUACAGCUGCUACAGCUCCAACAGCUCCAACAGCUCCAACAGCUCCAACAACAACAGCAACAUCUUGGCAACGGACUUGUGCUGGCAGGUGAACAGGAAGGGCUGCAGCUGGAGCAGCAGCAGCAGCAGCUAUCUGAAUCGCCGCCGAAGACUAAGAAGAAGCGAGUGAAAAAGCUUCGCACUACAGAACAGACCGCUGAGACGGCGGUGGCGGGGGGCCCGGCGGCGACGGCAGUUAUCGCCGAAACGGACGCCGGCGACAGCGCCGCCGCCACCACCGCUAAACGAACGCGGCGCAAGAAGCCAGCCGCGGGAGUUGCCGAAACUAGUACGGCCACCCUGACAACUGCCGUACAGAAGAAGUCGCCGCUGCCGCCGCCGCCGCUGCCGCCACCGCCGACGGAGGAAGAGUUGAAGCCGUACCUUCAAAAGGGCCUCCAGGCGCUGUGGCCGCCAGUGCCCGUGCCCGGGUACGACGGUUACUUUGAGGCUUGCGAGGGAUAUUGUACGAAGCAACCUCUGAUGCGCGACGAGCCGGCGGACGUGCUCAUCGUGAACACACCUGAGGUGGCUCGUGCCGUGGUUGCCAAGCUGAUGGCGGUGGCAGGCAGCCCGUAUCCCAACAACCGCACCUAUCCGCCGGUGCCCUGCCGCUACUUCGGAUGCGAUACGGAGGUCGCCUUCAUCGACGUAUCCUCCGAAACCCCAAUCGGACACGGUGCCGUACUGUGCUUCAGCAUUUACGGCGGUGACGAUCUGGACUUUUCCGAAUGCGAGCGCGGUGUCACCGCUGUCGCCGCCACCACAGCCGCUACCUCCAUAACGACCCUCGGGUCAGCUAGCUUCGGUGCGACGACCCACGGGUCGAUGGCUGCACUCGGCAGCGGCGACGCCGGCUCGGCCGCCGGUGGCCCUGUUCGCAAGGACCGCAUCUGGGUUGACAUUUGGAGCGAGGUGGAGCUGGACGAGGAGGGAAGACCCAUCAUGGAUGGCAGAUAUGUUCGCCUGAAGCCGCACCACCCCAUCCUGGAUGAAUUCAAGCGGUUCUUCGAAGAUGAAUCAGUCAAAAAGGUCUGGCACAACUAUGGCUUCGACCGCCACGUUUUAGAGAACAUGGGUAUCUGUUGCGCCGGUUUCGGAGGCGACACCUUGCACAUGGCCCGACUUGCGGACGCUUCCCGAUCCGGCAGACGUACGUACGGCCUGGACAACCUCACGGCCGACCAUAACAUUAUGCGGCAUUUCGUACCCCAUCGGGCGGAGAAGCCGCCGAGGGUUCUGACGGGCGGUGUACGACGGGCGGCGAGGAUGAGUGGCGGCGGCGAUACCGCCGCUGCUGCUGCUGCGGCGGCGGCGGCGGCGGAGGCGGCGGCACCUGGGGGCACCAGCCCUGGCGACAAGCGGGCCGCGGAGGUCGCUAAGCUUGUACGGGCCAAGAUGAGCAUGAAGGACCGGUUCGGGCUGCUCAAGCUGCGUGGCGGUGUGCCGGGUAAGGUUCCGGAGCUCCCCGCCAUGCAGCAGCUGCACUCCCUGGAGCUGUUCCGCCCCACGUGGAUUGAUUACUCGGCGCUGGACGCCAAGGCAACUUGGCAGCUCCGGGAGGCGCUGGAGGGACUGUUGCGGCUGGAGGCGUGGGAGAUGGAGCCCGCCCUGGCCAGACAGCUAGGGGCCCACCUAGCGGAGGCCCAGCGGCAGGCGGAGGCGGACAAGGAGGCGGCCAUGCGUGAGUUCCUAGAGUGGGCGGAUAGCAAGGUGCCGGGGGCGAGGUGCAUGAAUGCACACAGCGGGUCGCAGAUCAGGAUGCUCCUCUUCCCCGACCACCCGGGACUCGCGAGUAAGGCGGCGGUGGCGGCGGCAGCGGCGGCAAAGGCGGCGGCGGCCAGGGAGGCGCGCAAGGCUGGAAGCAGCAGUAGCGACAGCAGCAGCAGCAUGGCGGCGGGGACAGACGUGGGCGAGAGUGUUGGCGAUGGAGGAGGAGGUGCUGGUGAUGCUGGUGGUGCUGGUGGUGCUGGUGGUGCUGCUUCGAGCCAGGCCGGGUUGAUAGCGCCAUGUAGCGUCUUAAGGGCUGCCAGGGUCGCUGACCUGUCCCGCGUGGGUGCUGGGGUUGAUGGGUCGAGGUCCAGUCGCUACAAGGACUUGCUGCUUCAUGGUAUUUGGGGUCCGGGGGUUCGGGGCAGGCUGGAGCCGGAGCUGCUUACAGCCACCAACGCGGCGGCGGUCAGCAUCAGGGUGCUCAGGGGACUAGCUGGCAAACCCGGUGCCGCUCGGAAGGAGCUGGCCAAGCUGCUGGAGGCGCGGGCAGCGGAGGCGCGGGCGGCAGAGGCGGAGGCGGCGGAGGCGGAGGCGGCCCAGGCGGCGGAGGCGGCUGCCCGUGUGCCCAUUGUGAACGACCUGCUGGAUGAGGCUCUUGCUGAGAUGGUGGUGGGUGGGGGAACGGAAGAUAACGGUGACAGCAACGGUAACGGUAACGGAAAUUCCAACGGCGGUUUGGAGGAAGACGAGGAGGUGUACCCUGUGGAGGUGGAGGCAGCGGCGGGCGCCUCCUCCCCCUCCUCCUCCUCCUCCCCCUCCUCCUCCUCCGAAACCAGCCCUGCUGCCGCUGACUCGGUGGCUAGUGUCCCCGUGGGCCCUGUGCCUGUUGUGGAGGACGCCGCGCUGCUGGAGGUCCUGGAGAAGGAGGCCAAGGCCAAGGGCCUGGGUCGCCUGUACGCGGCGUGUGGCGGCGGGGAGGAGGGACUUAGGGCGUGUAUUGCCGUAGAGGCGCUGUGCGAGAUCAACGCCAUCGAGAAGUUGUUGAGCGCCUUUAUCAUUCCGUUACAGAGCGACGCCACCUCCACCACCACCGUGCUCCCCAACCCCCCGGGACGGGACACCCCGUCUCGUGCGGUGCACCGAGUCCACUGCUCCCUCAACAUCAACACGGAGACAGGCCGCCUGUCGGCACGAAGGCACGUAUGCUGUGAAAUGCGUCUGCACAUUUCAGCGGUCGUGCCCAACCUGCAGAACCAGCCCGCCCUGGAGAAGGACCGCUACAAGGUCCGCCGCGCCUUCACCGCCGACACCGAGGGCGGCAACACGCUGGUGGUGGCGGACUACGGGCAACUGGAGCUCAGGAUCCUGGCGCACAUGACCAACUGCCAGUAA